CUGCACACUUCUGGGUGUAUACAGCCACAGCUGCGACAAAGUGUGAGAGCUGCACCUCGUACUAAUCAACAGAGUGAUCACUGAGCCAGUACACCGCCAUUCGGUUUGUACAUACACGGUUACCGGUGUUAUAGUCUAUGACGUCACUCUAAAACACUCAUGGACAAGCUUGAAGGUUACUAUUUCUCCGCUUUAUUCAGCGGCUGUUUUCUGCUAUCCAGUGUACUUUUUUCAAAACUCACCAGAGAACAAAGAGAUCCAUACAUGGAUGAAAUUUUCCACAUCCCGCAGGCACAGCAAUACUGCCAUGGUCACUUUAAUCAGUGGGAUCCCAUGAUCACUACCCUUCCUGGCUUAUAUCUGGCAUCUGUGGGUAUUGUUAAACCGGUUGCUUGGAUUUUUGGAUGGAAUGAAACCGUGGUCUGUUCUCCUGGAAUGCUCCGUUUUGUAAACCUUCUCUUCAGUCUCGGAAAUCUGUACCUGGUUUAUUUGAUCUUUUGCCAGGUUCACUUCAAACACAAGGUUUCAAGUUUCAGGAAAAUCUUGUCCGCCCUCAAUUUGUACUUAUUUCCCACCCUUUAUUUUUUUACCUUCCUUUAUUAUACAGACUCUGGAUCUACGUUUUUUGUUCUUUUCACUUACUUAAUGUGCCUUUAUGGGAACCAUAAGAGUGCCGCCCUUUUAGGGUUCUGCGCCUUCUGUUUUCGGCAAACAAACAUCAUAUGGAUCAUUUUCUGUGCUGGAAACGUCAUUGCAGAUGAGCUGACAAAAGCACGGAACAUUCACAUGAAGAAGAAAGAUGAAAAACCAGUGGAAAAAGGAACAAUUUUCGAAUUUGCUGAUAUUAUAAUAUUUAUUCUUCGUUACAUGUUAUCCUUUAAGAAUGUGUUAACUCUUCUUGUGUUAACAUGGCCGUAUGUUAUUUUAGUUAUUGCAUUCUUGGGUUUUCUUGUUGUUAAUGGUGGAAUAGUUGUAGGAGACAAAAGCAACCAUGAAGUCUGUUUUCACUUUCCCCAGUUGUUUUACUUCUUCGCUUUUACGCUCGUUUUUUCAUUUCCUCACCUGAUUUCUUUACAGAAGAAAAAAGAUUUCAUUAAGGCGUUAAAAAGACAUUGUUGCUUAUACAUAGCAAUAGCCUGUAUAUCUUUAUUUCUUAUUUGGAAAUUUACAUAUGUACAUCAAUAUUUGAUUGCAGAUAAUCGCCACUACACGUUCUACAUCUGGAAGAAAAUAUUCCAGAGACAUGAACUAGUGAAAUAUAUUUUAGUUCCGGGCUAUAUAUAUGCUGCAUGGAGCUUUGCCGAUGCUCUGAAGAGCAAGUCCAUUUUAUGGCUCCUGAUGUUUUUUACCUGUAUACUGGGUGCCACGGUUCCUCAAAAAUUAAUGGAGUUCCGUUACUUUAUCCUACCAUACCUCAUCUUCAGGCUCAACAUACCCAUCCCUUCUGUAACCAAACUUCUUCUGGAGUUGGCUCUAUAUAUCUCUGUCAACUUAGUAACCUUCCAUCUGUUCUUAAAUAAGCCUUUUUAUUGGCCUGAUCAUGAGGAAAUCCAGAGAUUUAUGUGGUAAGCUGAUGACUCACUUGUUUGUUGCCCUGGCACCAAAACCGUUUAUUUUGAGUUGAACAACUCUUCAGGGUUUGCACCAGGCCUGACCAAAUAGACAAUUCGUAUUAGUGAGUUUUGAAAUGUAGAAUUAUGCACUUAUGGUUUUGGAAUCAAAAUUGACCAAUUGGUUGCUUUACUACACUUGUUGGAUCAUAACUGGGAGUCUACAGAUUGUCCGUCCUUUACACAUUGCAUAGUGAUUAUUGUGAAUCACAUGGAUAAUCAGACUGACAUUCUUUGGGUUGGUAAUCCACACGUUGUUUGGAAGAGGAUUGCAUUUCAAGAUCUGGAAUUCUCUAAACACCGUAAGCACUAAAGACCCCUUGUUCACCAUUUUGCUGUUACAGAAGAUACACUUUUGCAUUAGAUAUCAGGUCUAUCUGUGUUUGUAAAACAUUUAUUUCCUGGGUGAGUUGAUACAAUCAGCUGAUAAAUGCCACUUGGACACAAUUGAUAUUGUUAAUGCAGAAGUGUAACUUCCACAGUAGCCAUAUUGCUUGAGCAGAAGAGCCAUGUGCAUCUAGGGGCCCCUCUGUUGGAGUUUAACCAUUCUUCACUGGUUUGACACAGAACUAAAGGAUGGUACCCGCUAUAUUGGUUAUGAUGCUUGGAUUGCCCCUUUUGAAUUUAGAAGGUUUUCAAACUGGGCACAGAUUAAAAGUAACUGUUUCAUAAAGUUGUCAAAUGGUGGUUUGUGAUUUAUUGGUCCCCCCCUCCCCCAACCCCUUUUUCCAGUAAGUAGCUUACUAUUACGCACAGUAACGUUCUUGUAACAAAAAAUAUUUUUGACACAGAAUUCUUAUAUGUUUAAAUAUGUAUUGAUUGCUUUGCAAAGGUGUAGUAUUUUUGUUAAACCAGAGAAAUCAUUCUUUUUUUAUUGAACACAAUAUAAUGUAUGUAAUAUAGCCU
Molecule: messenger RNA, 2516 nt
Organism: Pelobates fuscus (common spadefoot toad)
Lineage: Eukaryota; Metazoa; Chordata; Amphibia; Anura; Pelobatidae
Gene: ALG10
Product: ALG10 alpha-1,2-glucosyltransferase
Exons: 4
Coding region: 160-1569 (469 amino acids)
Biological process (GO): dolichol-linked oligosaccharide biosynthetic process; protein N-linked glycosylation
Cellular component (GO): endoplasmic reticulum
Molecular function (GO): dolichyl pyrophosphate Glc2Man9GlcNAc2 alpha-1,2-glucosyltransferase activity
Source: RefSeq, a predicted model, not a curated record